This is a messenger RNA of Lytechinus pictus (painted urchin), 1323 nucleotides long. Its product is annotated as monocarboxylate transporter 7-like. Bases 1 to 1323 code for a protein of 440 amino acids. The record is from RefSeq and is a predicted model, not a curated record. Gene Ontology annotation, molecular function: monocarboxylic acid transmembrane transporter activity. Lineage: Eukaryota; Metazoa; Echinodermata; Echinoidea; Temnopleuroida; Toxopneustidae. Gene Ontology annotation, biological process: transmembrane transport. The transcript is spliced from 3 exons. Gene Ontology annotation, cellular component: membrane.
AUGGCCGCCGCAAAUUCCCGCGUCGAUUCCUGGGGAUAUGUGAUUGUUUUGAGCAAGUUCGUUAUCCUUUUUAUUGAUACCGGAAUAGAAAAGUCGUUCGGCGUUCUGAUUCCCACCUUAGUUGAGCGUCUGGAGUCAGACUAUGCAACGAUUGGGUUGAUAUGCAGUAUGCCUCCGGCGAUAAUGUAUCUAAUAUGUCCUUUUGUAACCCUCGCUCUCCGUAGAGCCAACCAUCGAGCCGUUGCUAUGUCUGGCGGUCUGUUGUCAGCGUUGUGUUUAAUUGCCUGUGCUUUCUUGAAAACCGCAGUUACUGUAGGCAUCUGCCUCACCCUCUCUGGUGUUGGAUUAGCAAUGACCUUCUUGCCUACAGUCCUUGCGCUAAAUGAUUUCUUUAAAGACAACUUUGUAUUAUGGAGUACCGUUGCGGCAUAUGGUUACACGUCAGGGUCAUUGCUACUCCCUAUUGUAAUUGAAAGGUCACUUCCGGCGUAUGGAUAUCAGGGGGAAUUCAUUAUCCUCGGCGGUGUAGCUCUUCACCUUCUCGUUUGUGGAGCAACGAUUCGGAAGGCGACUUGCAGGCCUAAUGGUGAUACUAGUGAACGCGGCGGCCGCGAUCAAGAGGAGAAGAGACACAGGUGUGGUUCCCAAGAACGCCCAUCACUGAACGGGGAGGUUAUGCUUCACCAGCUGGAUGACAAAAUGUGGGAAGAGAACGUCUCGCAGUUCGAGAUACGGCAAAGGGAACAGGAAGAUGAAAAUUGUGAGGAAACUUUUCUAGAGGAGUGGCGUUUGAUUCAACAUGAGCCCCGUCGCUUUCAAAGAAACCAUGAAACCUUACCGAAUGACUCUCGAGGAGAUUGUGGACUGCUUCAGGAAGGGAUCUUUCUCCUCUCACUCCCGAUUCCCUUCUUCAUAUCUUACACAACAUAUGCAUGGAUGCUGUUUCUCGUACCCCAUGGUGAACAGCUAGGCAUCCCUCCUUCCAAAGCUGUCUACCUCUCCACUUUAGGUGGAAUAGGUGGUAUUCUCGGUCGGACAAUCUUUAUUAUCCUUAUCAGCAAAGGGGUCAGUGACCUGUCCGUGUACAUCGCGGUGGGUUCAGUCUGCACGGGCUGUUUCUUCUUGGAUUUCACCAGUUCUGCCUAUCCUGUUCGUGCCACCCUUGCAUUCAUUCAAGGGUUUUCCUUCUUUGUCGAGGAUUCCGUGUACACCAGUCUGUCUAAAGGAGCGAUUUUUGAUGAGGAUAAUUUCGACAUGGCUGUGGCGAUUUCUAACUUCAUGUGUGGGCUAGGCAUAUCUUGCGCAGGACUGUUUACAGGUUAG